CCCCCAAACUAAGGAAACCACGGAGAAAGCAGGAGAGGCAGGCAGGCUUAAUUGCAUCCGCCCUCCUCUUUCUCUCCCUAACCUUUCACAAAAUUCAAACCCUAACCAACCCACUCAGGAAUCAUCCCAAACAUCAAAAUACAUUCAAUAACAUCUUCAUUUUUUUCCCCCAAAAAAUUGAAAAGGAGAUCAGAGGUUGAAUAUAGGGGAGGGGCAAUUAAUUAUUAUUAUUACGGAGUUUAUUGCAUUUGCAUUUGUAUUUGGAUUGAUUCAUCAUGAAAGUACACUCGAAAAGCUGUGGUAAUAGCCCGAUGGCGUCUUCCAACAGCCCCGGGUCAGCAUCUCACAGGAAUGGAUCAUUGUCCUUUCCAUUCCCAUUCUUUUCCGUUGAAGGCUUUUCCUACGGCAAGAUCCCCGAUCAGCCCUUAAAGUUCACCGUCCUCAAAUUAGACGGAACUUCUUUCGAUAUUGAAGUGGCGGGAAACAGAACAGUGGUGGAUCUGAAGAAUGCGGUGGAAGCAGCGUUUAGUCAUUUGGAAGAAGAAGAUGGUGCACAGGAGGUCUCAUGGUCACACGUAUGGGGGCAUUUUUGCUUGAGUUAUAAUGGCAAGCAGCUGCUCACUGACUCUGAUUAUAUUGAAAGUCAUGGAAUCAAGGAUGGUGAUAAGCUUGCUUUUACUCGGCAAGAAACCAUCAGUCAGCCAGUAGAUAAUCAAUCAGAAGGAGAGGACUCUGAUGUAUCUGAUGACACUGGAGAUAGACAAGCCGCAUGCAAAGAAGGCGAAGACUAUAAGUGCGAUGAGGAUGAUAGAGGUGAGCGCGAUGAGAACGAGGAAGAGAGCGAGGGGAGGAGCAGAUUGGUUUACUUCUUAAGAAAGUGGUUUUCGUACAGUAGAUUUCGGGCUAAAGAACAAGGAUGGAAUGAAAUGCAACAACAAGAUUAUGCCCUGGUUUCACAGGAGAUUUUGUAAAAAUGUUGCAGUACUAACUUACUUAAUAAACUGGUUUCUCCUUUCUCAAACACAGACUUGAAACACAGGUCAUGGUAGAUUGGUAGGUAGUUUAUUAAUUUGUUGGUCGUGGGAUAUGAACGAAGCUGCCAAUCGAUGAAACCAUCUUUUAAUUUAUUAUUGUUCACCUUUCAUUCUUUAACUCUUCCUCUUCAGAGUUGUCUUCCAAAUCUAUAAUAAUUUUCUUCCUUUUCA
This is a messenger RNA of Ipomoea triloba (trilobed morning glory), 1205 nucleotides long. RefSeq lists its product as uncharacterized. NCBI's taxonomy places the organism in Eukaryota, Viridiplantae, Streptophyta, Magnoliopsida, Solanales, Convolvulaceae. Gene Ontology annotation, cellular component: U12-type spliceosomal complex. Gene Ontology annotation, biological process: mRNA splicing, via spliceosome. Bases 276 to 971 code for a protein of 231 amino acids. The record is from RefSeq and is a predicted model, not a curated record. The transcript has 5 exons.